Molecule: messenger RNA, 870 nt
Organism: Emys orbicularis (European pond turtle)
Lineage: Eukaryota; Metazoa; Chordata; Testudines; Emydidae
Gene: GEMIN6
Product: gem nuclear organelle associated protein 6
Exons: 3
Coding region: 99-599 (166 amino acids)
Biological process (GO): spliceosomal complex assembly; spliceosomal snRNP assembly
Cellular component (GO): SMN complex; nucleus
Source: RefSeq, a predicted model, not a curated record
UGGGCUAUGCGUUUCCGGGCUCGGGGAUGGUGGUGCUGCUUGUGAGUGUGAGCCAGCUCUUCGCUUCAGCACUGUUGCAUGUUCAGUGAGUGGGAAAUAUGAGUGAAUGGCAGAGGAAAAGUCCUUUAGAGUGGCAGACUUAUGUGAACAAAGAAGUAAAAGUCACAGCUGCUGAGAAACAUGAAUACAAAGGAUGGGUCUUAACAAUUGACCCAGUUUCUGCAAAUGUUGCCCUAGUGAAGCUCAUGGAGGAUGGAAAAGUAUGUGUCUCAGUCAUCCUGGGUCACGCUGUACAGAAAGUUGAAAUAGUGAAUGAAGGGGAUGAUGAAAUGAAGGAGCAGCUUGCUCACUUAUUCAUGCCAGAAGAGAGCAAAGCUUAUGGCCACGAAGAACUGGAGAAGAGGAAGAACAGCCUGAAGACUUGGCUGGAGACCAAUCACAUCCCUGUAACAGAACAAGGCGAGUCACAAAGAACACUGUGUGUGGCAGGUGUAUUAACUAUCGACCCACCAUAUGGGCCAGAAGACUGCAGCAGCUCCAAUGAAAUUAUUCUAUCUCGAGUCCAGAGCUUGAUACAAGGCCAUCUUGCAACGCAGUAGUAAUGGACAAGUUGACAAACGCUUCUCAUCUAAAACGCUUCUAUUUCAAACAGGGGAGGUGUUCUUUUUCCCUUAAAUUAAGAAUUGUUCUAUACUAUUGGUUGACUUGAUUUUCCACUCACACGUGUGAGGGUGAGCGGUACUGUUGUGCGUUAGCCACUCUGGCUUAUUCUGUAUGUGAGGGAACAGAUGGUGGAUCAGUCGUACAGCUGAAAGCAUUUGUACUACCUAAUAUUUUGUAUAAAAAAAUGUUAUUUGGUAUGAAUGACAU